CCGGAGCCCGGAAGUGCGGGUCGGGAACGCGCCGGGGCCCGGAAGUGCCGAGCCAGAACCGCGUGGGACAGCCGGGUUCGUUGGGCUCAGAGAGCCAGGCGGUGCGCGGGAGCUCACAGCCCCCCCGAAGGCGGAGAAGCGGGCGUGAGGCCAGGUGGCCGACUGCCUCCCUUCCGUUGGUCGGAGUGACCGAGUGGUUCCUUGGACAGCUGCAGUGUGGGUGACGCGGCGAGGCCCCGGGGGAUGUUUUACCCCCUCUCCCUUCCCCAGUCGCUGGCCUCUCGCCUCCUGCAGGCAGGCGUGGAGGGAGCGUCCCCCGGAAAGAGCGGCGGGGUAUGACCUGGGGAUCCUGGGCUCGUCUCGUUCUGGUGGGGCUCAGUUUCACCCAGAGUGGGGCUUCGGGUUGCAUUUUCUCAGGUGUCCCCCAGCCCCGACCUCUGUGAGCCCUGAACUCCAGCUUAUGCGGUUUUUGACGAUGCCGCCGCCGAGGCUUUGGGCGCGGUGCCCAGGGUCAGGAGGCGCUGGCUCUGCCGUCAGUGGGACCGGGCUGCAGAUCCCGGCCAGCCGCCUUCUGACCGUCUUUGCGCUGUGCCCUCUGCCUGGCGCUCGGUGGCCCUUACUCAGUGGGUGCUCUUCUCCCCUCCCCGUUGUGUGGUGAAUGGCUUGGUGUUGUGGCUUUCCUGGUUGGAUCACUGCCAUGUACACCGCUGGGCACAGGACAGGCAUUAAGAAUUGAAUUCCAUCCCAGACAAACAGACCUGCAAUUCCUGAUGUGACGGGAGAGUCAGAUUUGCUGGCCUGAAAUAGAAAAGCAAGUCGUGGAACUUGGGUCCUGACUCCUUCUUGUGAGAGACUGAAGAGAUGGAAACCAUGCAGUCUGCGAAUAAAAAUAGGAUCCUGCCCGCGUGGAUGACAGCCCAGGUGGUUGAGAAGCCAGUGGUGCCAGCAAAGGACCCCAAGAGGAGGAGAACGGCCGUGGUGAAGGCAUCAGCAGCAAGACUUCCCGCCAUGAGAACCGUGUACUGCAUGAAUGAAGCAGAAGUCGUCGAUGCCGCCCUGGCCGUCCUGAUCGAGGGCCGCAAAUGGGAAAAGUCCUUGGAGCAGAAGGCCCCGGCCAAAGCUGAUAAGCUGGAGCUCUCCCCCCGCUCUUUGAGGUCACCAUGGUCUCCUGGGGGCAGAAGUGAGGACAAGGACAAUGGCGAGGACAGCCUUCCCCCCAGCCUCGGCCCUUCCCAGGAGCUGGGGGGAUCUGACUCUACCCACAGCGAAAGCCAGAAGGAAGAGGAGGACGCCUUGAAAUAUGUCAGGGAGAUAUUUUUCAGCUGAUGGGGCCCUGUUCCAGGACUUCCUUCUGAGAGCCGCUGAAGGACAGUGCUGAUGGGCUGUCUGCCUUCAGCCUCCCGAUGCCCUAGGCGGGCAGGUCCACCCAGCUCAGAAGCCCUGGCACUCAGGCCUUGGGAGCUGCUUUAUUGAGUGUGUGGAAGUGAGGCGUCAGGAGGAGCCCCCUGGCUCUGCCCAAGUCCCCUCCCAGCCCCGAGGAUCCCCAGUCUGUUUUAUUCAGUUAUGACGGUCCAGGGAAGAUGAGGCCACGGGGGUCAAACCGACUGGAACCAAGGAGUUGUUAACAAUUUUCAAAGAGAAGCUCGGCUGCCAAACAGGUGAGACCCUCCAGGUUAGUGGGCACAGCUUCUCCUUGCCCAGGAUCUUCCGCUGCAGCGCAGACAACCAGUCAGUCACUCGGUGAGCCCUGACUGCUCCAGGCGCCCCGGACAAACCCUGCCCACGGUCUGCAUCCAGGGCUCCAGGCACCCCGGUAUAAACCCUGUCCAUAGUCUGCCAUCCAGGGCUCCAGGCACCCAGAAAAACCCUGUCCACAGUCUGCCAGCCAGGGCUUCAGUCGCCCAGGGGGGUGGGUUGGUGAAUGGUGAACCACACAGGCCUCAUCACUGGCAGUCUCUGCCGAGGACAGACGGACACUGAAUGCAGCCCAAAGUGAGAGUGGGGAGGAGCCAGGCUGCUGCCUCAGGGUGCAGCGUGGCCCUGACGGGCAUGGGGGUGCUUCCUUUGCCAUCCAGUUUCCAGCACAGGUACUGAUGCUGUAUCCAUUCCCCAGUGCAGAGGUGGCCCUGCUCUGUCCUCUCCAGGGCCACGGCAUAGUCUUUGUGGGGCCCCAUCCCUCUCACCUUCUCCCUCCCGACAUUUGGCCACUCUGCCCUGCUCCCAGGUCAGCCACCAGGAAUGGAUCUGCCAGCUGAGCCCCUGUCUGUCUGCCUCCAGCUGUGGGAUUUUCAGAGAACCCUCCAAAGCCACCCAGGCUGCUCUCCUUGUCCUGCGUGUCAUGUGAAUCCUCAGAAGCCAUUCCUGGGCUCACGGGGUUGGCUCUGGGGGUGGAGGCACUGGGCAGGGCUCAUGUCCCACCCCUCAGGUGGAGUAGCUGGAGCGGGGAGCAGGCAGGGGAAUAGGGCCACGUGAGAUCCAGGUCCCUGGGGACACUAAGGCGCUCUGUCCUGUGAUGCCCCUCCCCAUGUUUGUUGCCAUAAAAACCUUGCUUGGGUUCUACUUUGCCAGAAUCAGACUGGACAUGUGGCCCUGUGGUAGGUGUCCCUGCCUCCACACCCUCCCGAGGAUACACUUGGAAGGGUUUGCUCAGGUUAAUUAAAGCAGACGUGUGUGGCAACGAGCUGUGUGGUUUUGGGAGGGGGCCUUGGAGGUCCCGAAGGACAGAUGCCUACACUAGGAAGUCGCAGGGCCCAGUGACCCUUGCCACUCUGGGCCUGAUAGGUCUGCAGCGGGUCCCCUCUGCCAAAGCUUGAGGUCAGCAUCAGCUGUGAACAGGAUGGCUGAGGAGAGACCAGCCUGAGAAUUCUCUGGCAGCAUCUGAGCAUAGUUCAAACAACACACCCUCACAGUUGCGUGAGCCUUUAGAGAGGACUAGCAGCUCUCAAGCUGGCUCUUGUCCCUCCCUGCCCCCAGAGGGAAUGCAGCUGUGACCACAAGCAGGAGAAUGAGCAAGGCCUGGGCAGUGCCCAAAGCUAGAAACCCCGGACCCAGCAGGGCGAGCCGGAGCCACCUCCACACCAAGGACAGGAAGAGGCCCAGGCCACUGGCCAGCAGCACCGUGGAAGCUGCCAGGAAGCCCACGGCCAGCUGCCACUCCCCCUCAUCCCUCUUGCACCGUGCCAGGAGAAGUGGCAGGGGGACAAAAAGGGUGAGGACCAGGGCCCCGUAGACUCCCAGCCGGGCCAGGGCCAGGCCGGCCCGCGGCACACCCAGGGCCUCCAGCUCGGGGAACUGGUGGCACUGCAGGCGGUCUGUGUCCUCAUUCCACAGGCAGAAGUUAUAGAAACCGAUGCGGAGGUCAGGCAGCUCGGUGAGGUCGCCGGCCUUCCAGAGCAGUGCGUAGAAGAGCAGGGCGAUGACCAGCAAUGCAAGGCCCAGGAUCCCCAGGAACAGCAGGCGGCCGCCCCGCUGCGGCUCCGGGAUGGCCAUUCUCGCCAGGCACCUGAGGGGAGGCACCCCGUGAGUGUCCAGGUUCCCCUCUCCUUCCCAGCUGUCCCUGGCAUCCCCUGAAGGCAGGGGGCAAAAGGACAAGCAAUCUGAGAUACCCGUGUUGAGACCCACUUUCUAAGUCAGCACCUGCCCCUGGGCUGAGUUCAGAAGUCUCUUAAAGGCUUAUCACCUGCUGUGGAGUUGAGUCCGACUCAUGGUGACACCGUGUCUGUCAGACUAGAACUGUCCUCCACGGGGUUUCCAAUGGCUGCUUUUUUUCAAGUUGAUUGCCAGCCCUUUCUUCUGAGGCACCUCUAGGUGGACUGGAACCUCUAACCUCUUGGUCAGCAGCCAGGUGUGUUCACAAUUUGUACCACCUAAGGACUUCUUCCAGAGGCUUGGAAUGCCUGCGUUGUCUUACCUGAAGUGCCCUUGGCCAACCUUUGUAGCAGGUUAAAUAUAACAGACUAUUGGAAACUUUCAUUUUAUUGUUGGGGGGGGCGGCAUUUGGUCCGGGUGCUGCCUUGUGGGAGCACUUGGUUGGGGCAACCACGUUUGCUACAGAAAGAAUUCUCAGGAGAAAAAGGUGUCUUUAGCCUCCAUGUUAGAUCUAGUCUUCAUGUUAGAUUGGUAUGAAGGGGAGUUUUAACCAGUGCCGCCGUAUAGAAUAUUCCCUGUGGGAACAUGUGUUGUGUAGUUUUGGGUGUUUAACAAAGCCUCUGUCUGUGUUUUUAACGGACCGAGGAGUUUUCUGGUGUGGGGUGGACUCCCAGGCCUGCAGCGCCAUGUAUACCUCACGCUCACAGGACGGAAGGCGUGAUUGGCCUCCGCUGUCCGGGCACCAGCUAGGGUGGACAUGACUGCACACACGCCCCUUCUUGUUUCUCCCAGAGAAGCCCGUUACACUUAUGUCCAAAAACUGUUACGAAGUGUUUUUGACGUGAAAACAGCUCAAGUGAAAAAUGCAGCUCCUCCCGGAGGGGGAGACUGCACCACCUCACGCCGCGCCACGCGCAGCGCUGUGUCUGACUUCCUCAUUUUCUCUCGACUGGCUUUGAAGGGUUUAAAUGGAGAAUGAAACGAAAGUGGAGCCUAGAAGCCUGUGACCAGUCAUGUGGAGGAAGUGAGAGCUCGGGUUUCCUGUUUUCCCUUCUCACUGUAGGCACUGAGAAUUCGGUCUCUGACCUGGUGCCUGAGGCCCUCCACCUUCCCACCCGAUGGUACGUGCACUUGUCCGGUAGGCCCAGCUCCUCUGUCUCCACCCUGGCUCUGUGAUCCGGACCCACCUGCCAACUCUUGACAGCCACUCCCGACUCCCCAGGCCCUCUUCUUAGCCUCUAAUCCUGCCAGCUCUUCAGCCAGCCCAUACUCUGGGUUAGCCAUGAGCCCACUGAGGCUGUCGGCUCUCUGAGGAUCUGUUUUAUCCCUGCGUGGGUGCCUGGCACACAGUAGGGCUCAGUACAUUCUUCAGUGAAUGAAAAUGCCAUCUCCUAUCCUUCAGUUAUUUCUCCUUAAGACAGCUGAGCUUCCUGAGAGCAGGGGCCACGCUAUCUGUCUCCAUUAAACAGUGCCCCCAGCACUCAACGUGGAACGUUUCAUACGUGCCUCCUUUGACAAAUGGGAAGAUGACAGGAGCGCUUGUACACAGACAGCAGAGGUCUGUUCUCACUUCUUUUUCUAAGGGCUUCAUAGUGUGAGGAGCCCUGGUGGCACAGUGGUUAAGAGCUCAGACUGCUAACUGAAAGACUGGCAGUUUGAACCCACCAGCCAUUCCUUGGAAACCCUGUGGGGCAGUUCUACUCUGCCUAUAGAGUGGAAACGAGUAGGAGUUGAUAGCAAUAGGUUUGGUUUGGUUUUUGUUCACAGUAUCUGGGCAUUUGGCUGGAAACCCUGUGUCACCACGUGCCCUUGUCUGCUGCCUGAGAGCCUGGCCUUGUUUUGGUUUGUAACA
Loxodonta africana (African savanna elephant) is the source of this 5440-nucleotide messenger RNA. It is a transcript of the gene CYREN, whose product is annotated as cell cycle regulator of NHEJ. Lineage: Eukaryota; Metazoa; Chordata; Mammalia; Proboscidea; Elephantidae. Bases 862 to 1326 code for a protein of 154 amino acids. The transcript is spliced from 5 exons. The record is from RefSeq and is a predicted model, not a curated record. Gene Ontology annotation, biological process: negative regulation of double-strand break repair via nonhomologous end joining; double-strand break repair via nonhomologous end joining. Gene Ontology annotation, cellular component: nucleus; cytoplasm.